This is a messenger RNA of Yamadazyma tenuis ATCC 10573, 2360 nucleotides long. RefSeq lists its product as uncharacterized. Lineage: Eukaryota; Fungi; Ascomycota; Pichiomycetes; Serinales; Debaryomycetaceae. Gene Ontology annotation, cellular component: mitochondrial outer membrane. The record is from RefSeq and is a predicted model, not a curated record.
AUGGACUUGUUCAACUCCAGAUCGCUUUUCCGGCAGAUCCACCAGAACAACCUCAUUGCCAACUCUGUGGCAGACUCUAACAAUGACUUUAGUACCAUCUCCAAUGUGCUCAUUCAUCAGACAUUGGUUCUAAGAGAAAAUCUCAAAUACUGGUCCGCCGUUAAGCACUCGCUCAUCUACAAGUUAUACUACGGAUUACAGACGUUGCCGAAACGAGCGUACGCGUUCUUCCUCCAGGUACGUGCCGACGACUGGAAGGUUCAGCAUGUGCCCAACAUCGUCAAGGCGGUGGAAGACGACAUCAACUGCAACAUCUCCACCAUCAAACGCCAGUUGCUGGAUACUUACAAAAAAUUGGGACAUAUCGUGGCGCACAAAGAUAAACUCGGGGAAUUGAACCCCGAUGACUACAGACUCGCGGCCGUGCAGCUGCUCGAGCCGGGGUUCUGGACCAGGUACUGGAUUCCGUUGGUGUUGGCAGUACUCAUUGGACCCACACUCUCGUUCAAAGUGGUGCGCAACCGGUCGAGAAUCUUGGACUGGCUCAACAACAACGUGCGUGACGUGGCAGUGGGCUUCUACGACAACUGGCUCAUCAAGCCGGUCGGGGAUGUGAUCAAUAUCAUCAAACAGGAUUCCAAUAUCAUCGCCGCGAAAGAGUCGUUGAAUUCGCUGGUAUCGUCAUUGGAACGCAUGGUCCGUGACUACAUCACCGACAAUCACAUCCCGGUGCAAGAAGUCGACUUAAAGCACCAGCUCGAGCUCGGCGACUUGACGUUGAUCAUGUCCAAAUACGAGAAGGAAAUGAAGAGUCCUGUGCGCAAUUUGGUGAACGGGACUUUGAUUCGCAGCCUUUUGAUCCAGAUCCAGAAAACCAAGGUCGACGGCGACUUGGUGAUCAAUGGAAUCGACAAGUUGAUGAAGAGCCAGCAGUUGUUGUUAGGAAUUGUGUCCAUUAGUCCAUCCAUAUUUAUUGUGUACCAAUUAGCCAAAUACUUGUCUCGGCCUAACUUUAUCAUCAACGGCAAGGACUUGAAAAAAAGCUGUUUGGGAAACUUGGUGGGGUUGCAACUCGACGACGACGACGAGCUGAGAGGCGUGUUGUUGGUCAACACCAUCAACUUAAAGAUCGAGAGCCGGUUAUUUUUGAGCAAGUCAGUUUUUACCAUGCUCGAGGAGGAUUUAAACCGGUUACUUGCGGGAGAGGAUACGCUUAUGAAGUUGUACGUGGUGUACCUGGGAUAUUUCCAGUGAGGGCCGAGCGGCCAAUGGGAGACGGAAGGACUUUUGGCCGCGAAGGUGCCGGUGCCACACCUGGGUCCUCCCCUCCUUGGCUAUCUGGCUAAUCUCGAAUCAAGCAUCGCGGCCGGCGCACGACCCCCUCCCCCACAUUUCCCGGUGAUGUGGGGAGGAGCACCGUUGGUGCGCCGGCACCACCAACCCACCACACCUUUAUCGGGGGUGCUGAAGGUUGAGUGGUUGGUUGGUGGUAACAUCAAUGGUGAACACCUUCCUUUUUUAUGUGUAUAUAUCUCCGUUUCCCCGGAUUCGAGCCUGUCGCAACCCUGGAAUUUAUAAAAACCUACAAAAUCUUCUGCCCCUCUUUUUACCUUCAUGUGUAUAAAACCCACAGGCAUUUCUGGUUAUGCAAUUUUUUGUAAAAUUGUCAAGCCCUUCUAUGAGUAAUUUUGGAUCCAAGACCCCUAGCGGUAACGCCCGGAUCUUUAACUGCCUCAAAUGCAAUAAAGCAUUCACCAGAGACGAGCACCUAACCAGACACAUCUUGUCGACUCAUAAUAAAUUAAAACCCUUCAUUUGUGGCAUCUGCUCGAGGCCGUUUUCCAGACGAGACUUGCUUUUGCGCCAUGCAAAGAAUCUCCAUCAGGGCCUGGAGAAAAGUAUCAAUCGGCUCCGGAAGCUGAAGAAACGAGAAAAUAGUAUUGGCAGUACCAGCAGCGGCAGCGGCGAUGAGGAAGACGAACCUUCUCACCACCCAACUCGUAGCCAUGCCACCAGCCCACACGAUGAGGCAUCGAAGAAGAUGUCUGUCAGCAUGCUUAUAACCUGAGACAAGUGGUUGGGUGAUUCCCUUGAACUGGUUGUGCGGGGGUCUAUUUAUUUAACGAGUCCAUGAAACUGCGACUUGAGACUUUGCUCCUCGAGUUUAUUUAUCUAUUUAUGACUGAAUGUAUAAAUGUACAAAUUUGUAUACAAAGUCAAUGAGUGGUGGAUUAUAGUGGGCGAUGGAGCACACUUUUAUUAUAAUAGUGUGCUGAAGGAGCGAAGCUGGUCCAUGCCAAAGGCGGUGGAUGCAGAGGUUUUGGACUUUGAUUAUUUGGCGCUUUUGUUUGCAAAGGCCC